UACCUGCGCGUAUGCUGUCGCUAACGAGGCAAGCCAGAUUCCUAACUCGACUCGUCAGCAGAAACAUGGCUAGCAAGCGGAUGCACCACGAAGACAACAAGUUGGACACCUUCCGGCAGAUCUGUGAUGAAAUAGCCGGCGAGCCGAGUUAUCUGAAAAAGGUGGAGAAACUGCAACGAUUUUUCGCUAAGGGCAGCAGUGGCCAGGGCUUCGGGGGCGACACCCUGCUCUGGGUGCAGUUCCUCAUCCCGGCGGCCAACCAGCGGGUCUACAAUCUGCAGAACAAGGCGCUGAUCAAACUCUUCUCGCGCAUUUUCAAUGCCAACCAGCAGCAAAUGCAUCUGGAUUUGGAACAGGAUGGAGAUGUUUCUGAAACACUGCGCAAGCACUUCGCAGCCUCCAGGAAACUAAAGCCCCAAGCGCAAAGCAAACUCUAUCUGCAGGAGGUAGAGGAGCUGCUCAAGAAGCUGGAGGAGCGCACCAAGGAGGAUGAGCAGACCGAUCUGCUGCAGGAACUGUGCAGGAAAGCCACCGACCUGGAUCUGCGCACCUUCAUCCGCCUGAUUAAGCACGAUUUGCGGAUCAAUGCACGUGCCAGACACAUUCUGGAUGCCUUUGGGCCUGAGGCCUACCCCGCAUAUCAGUCUUCCCGGGAUUUGGAGGCAAUUGUGCAACAGUUCGCUGGCAAGGAAAAUAAAAAGGCUGCUAACAGCCCGAUUAAGAAGGCCAAGAAAGCGAACCCUAGUGGAAUUCAGGUGAUGACGCCUAUAUCACCCAUGUUGGCCAGUGCCUGCAAGUCGGUGGAGGAAGCCUUCAAGAAGAGCCCCGCCGGAUUGUACAGUGAAAUCAAGUACGACGGAGAGAGGGUUCAAAUCCACAAGCAGGGCGAGGACUUUAAAUUCUUUAGCCGCAAUCUAAAACCCGUAGUGGAUCACAAAAUAAGAGCUCUAAAGGAGCACAUACCGCGUGCCUUUCCGGGAGCCGGGGAAAUGAUUCUGGACUCUGAGAUCAUUCUGGUCGACACUGAUACGGGAGCACUGCUGCCCUUUGGCUCGUUGGGCGCCCACAAGAAACAGACAUUUGCCAAUGCUGCCGUGUGCCUAUUCGUUUUUGACUGCAUACUGUACGAUGGCGAGGAUUUGACCCAGCUGCCAUUCCGCAAGCGACGGGAGAUCCUCGAACAGAAUAUUAAACCAAUCAAGUCCCACGUACAGCUUUCGGAAUCGGAAUUCCUUAAGACUAAGAGGGAACUGGCAAUUAUGACGGCCAAGGUAUUGCACGCCAAUCUGGAGGGAGUGGUGCUGAAGAGUCCCACCAGCACCUAUCAGCCUGGCAAACGAAACUGGUUAAAGGUCAAGAAGGAUUACCUUUUUGAUGGCAAGAUGGCUGAUACGGCGGACUUGGUUGUCCUGGGGGCCUGGUAUGGAUCAGGGAAGAAAGGUGGUGUACUGAGCAUUUUUCUCAUGGGUUGCUACGACACAUUUGGUCGUUUGUGGAAGACUGUGACGAAAGUUCACUCUGGCCUGGACGAUGCCACCAACGCGGAGGUACACGAAUCCCUUAUCAAGCUAACCGAACGUGCCGAUGCCAACGCCACGCCCGAUUGGCUGCUGUGCAGCAAGUCCUUGGUGCCAGAUGUCCUGGCCAAGGAUCCCCUCAAAAUGCCAGUAUGGGAGAUUACGGGCGCAGAGUUCACCAAGUCCGAAGCGCAUACGGCGUCCGGCAUCUCGAUUCGGUUCCCCAGGAUAACCCGUCGGCGCAGCGAUAAAUCGGCAAAGGAGGCAAAUGAUCUGGCCCAUUUGGAAAAUCUUUAUGAUGCCUCUAAGAAGAAUGUGAACGUGGAUCUUCUAUUGGCCAACUGCGGAAAGGACGACGAUGCGCUGAAUCUCGAAAAGACGCCACAAAAGGGGAAGAAAAUACAAGGCAAUCAAACUAGUAGCACUAAAAAUCUUAAAAGAUCCAUAACUGGUUCGGAUGAUGAGGAAACAGUUGCAACGGUAAGCAAACGCAAGGAGCCGAAAGUGGAGCGGAGCUUGUCGCCCUCGCAAAAGGGAAUGAAGGACUUUUUUAAGCCCACUAAGGAGGUCCAAUCACAAGUUAAGACGGAACCAAAGGAAGAGCAAAUAACGCCUAAUAAAGAGGUCAAAUAUAGUGUUAAAAAGGAACCAAAGGAAGAGAAAAUAAUGCCCAGUAGGUAUGACCAAUCUAUAGUUAAAAAGGAACCAAAGGAAGAGAAAAAAACACCUGAUGCCAAAAGCAAGUUAUUCGCUGGUUUGGUGGCCCACUUUGCAAUGGAAAAGGGUUCAAGCAAGCUGAAGGAACAAUUUUCACAGCAUGGCGGAUCUUGUACAACAGAACCACGGAAAGCGAAUCUGGUAUUUUACAAUACAAACGAGGCAAUGAACCUGGAAAAGCUUAGACCGCUCUAUCGACGCAGCUGCCGGCACUUGAAUGUUAGCUGGCUCCAAACCUCUCUCGAGACCCAGAGUCGUCAGCCUUACCCACUAUAUGCUGUGAUGUUAGAACGCUGAGUGCCUUGUGAAAUCGUUGAUACUUAUAAAUACAUGCUUGCUUAAACCGAAUAUAUGUAUAUUAUAGA
Molecule: messenger RNA, 2599 nt
Organism: Drosophila subpulchrella
Lineage: Eukaryota; Metazoa; Arthropoda; Insecta; Diptera; Drosophilidae
Gene: DNAlig3
Product: DNA ligase 3
Exons: 4
Coding region: 12-2531 (839 amino acids)
Biological process (GO): DNA biosynthetic process; mitochondrial DNA repair; lagging strand elongation
Cellular component (GO): DNA ligase III-XRCC1 complex
Molecular function (GO): ATP binding; DNA ligase (ATP) activity; DNA binding
Source: RefSeq, a predicted model, not a curated record